GGGCGUGGCUGUUGCCGGGGUAACGAGACUGUUGUACUGAGCAGAGACACUUUUGUUACUGUGCAGGAGACAGAGUGGAGGGGCCACAGAGGACGGCAGAAAACGGUAUUUGGGUGGAUAUCCCCUUUAAACACGUGAAGAUCGUUGCUAAUUUUGGACCCGGUUGUUGCAGCUGUUCUGCUCACAUGGGGAAGAAAGGGAAGAAGAAAAAGAACGGAGGACCAAGCGCCACAGGAGAAAAGAAAAUGACCUUUGCUGAAGCUCUCUUAGCGUACCAGAUCGAGAUGAAGGAAAGUGCCAUAGAGGAACUAAGGGCGGAGCUGAAGCAAAUAGAAGAGAAGAAUGCAAGAUAUAAGGAACGUAAUGAUCAUCUGAAAGGGGAACAGACGGGUCACGUGAAGACUCUGUUGAAUGAGGCAAAGGCACAAGAGAAGGAUUUGGCCAAUAAGGAGGUGAUUAAUAGGGAGCAAGUGGAUGCGGCAAUCAGAGAGAAGUGGGAGAAGUGUCGGCAGAUGGAAGAAAUGUUGGAAGAGAUGGGCUCAGGGAUAAAUCAGCUGGAGAAGGAGAUCGGGGAGAAGAAGAUGGAGAGGGAUUACUGGGCCGAGUACAAGAAUGUUGGGAGUAAGGAACACGCCAAACAGAUUUAUCUCCUGGAAGCGGAAAGAAACAACAUGAAGCAGAGCUGCACCGACAUCAAUGGAUAUUUCAGCAAAAAUUUGGAGACAGCAAAACUGCAGAUUGUCAGAGAGACGGAGAAGCUGAUGGAGGAGAAGAAGGAGUUAGCCACACGGAAUGCAGUUAAAGACAUGGAUGAGGAGAGCCAGAAAGAGAUGAAUGAAAACGACUGGUUAAAGAGAGAGGUUGCCAUUUACAGGAGAGUCGUCGGUGAUCUGAAGCGGACAUUGCAUAGACUUGAACAAGAAAAUUUGGCAUUUGUAAAUCAGCUUUUUGAAUCUAGACUUCAGGAUCUAAAUAUAACAAGGAAUACAUUUAUAACCCAAGUGUUAGGUAUGGAGGAUCCAGGUGUUGCCACAUCAGAACAUGGUUUAUCAAAGCUACAACAUGGUACAGAGUCCAAGAGUCUGAUUGUGGCAGCUAUUAAGGAAAGUGUGUCCUCCUUGGAGGUUCCGUUAGACGCUGACCCCACAAGCCAACGUAGCUUCAAUCUGUUGUAUGAAGACGAAAAAGACUUUGAGCAAUACUUACAGCUGGGCCCACUGGAGAUGAAACUGUUACGUCUCGAGGGGCAGCCAAUGCCUUUACAUCAAGAGAGGGAAGAAGCCACGAGUCGAAGAAGCCACGAGUCGGAUGAUACAGACGCUCACAAGAGACAAAAAUGGCCGCUUAGCCCUAGAACCAUGAGAUCUGCAUUGGCUCAGACUUUGUGAUACGGAGGAUAAAGGUUCCCUAUGUUACGAUUGGAUAAAUGGGAAGACAACUGUAAGGCUGCUCCAAUCUGUACAUAAAUAUUGUACGAAUUAAAAGAAUAGACAAUCCCAGGCAUUAUAUGAGGCUCAGGAUAGAAAAGGCAGGAGAAGGGAAAAUGGGAAGUAAAGGGAGAAAAAUAAAUUUGGGAAAGACAAACCCAAAGAGAACUGCUGGUUGCACUGUUGGAUACAAGGGGGGAGGGAGGUGCAAAAAGAAGAGGUUACAUGCAUGAAAAGGGAAAGAAAUACAUGAUCAGAGAGAGUGAGCCUCAAAAUAACGAAAAAGCAUUUAAAAAUAAAACAUUAAAAAUGCACUUUUUGAGCCAGUCCAUUUUUUGGGGUGUCAGGGAUCCUGCCUUGCAGUUGCAGCCUGGGAAUUGUCAGAAGGAAUGUUUAUAAUUCAAAUAAUAACCAACUGAAUCAGCCCAUGAAUAACAUGGACAUUCAAAGUUCUGCUCAAGGGGAACUUCCCCUUUAAAACGCUCUUCCAUUUUAGCUGCCCUAAAUGAUCUUUAUGAUCUUUAUUAGACACUUACCGAAACUGCCUAGAGUUGCACAGGCUGUUACCCACAAAAACACCCAAGUGCUUUUCAAUUAAGGAGGCCCCAGCAGAAUUCGCUCUCAUGUACAGGUAUGGGACCCGUUAUCCAGAAUGUUUAGGAUCUGGGGUUUUCA
Messenger RNA from Xenopus laevis (African clawed frog), 2102 nucleotides. RefSeq names its product coiled-coil domain-containing protein 83 (gene ccdc83.L). The transcript is spliced from 11 exons. Bases 186 to 1388 code for a protein of 400 amino acids. The record is from RefSeq and is a predicted model, not a curated record. NCBI's taxonomy places the organism in Eukaryota, Metazoa, Chordata, Amphibia, Anura, Pipidae.